Molecule: messenger RNA, 481 nt
Organism: Musca vetustissima
Lineage: Eukaryota; Metazoa; Arthropoda; Insecta; Diptera; Muscidae
Product: zinc finger protein 593 homolog
Exons: 1
Coding region: 5-481 (158 amino acids)
Molecular function (GO): nucleic acid binding; zinc ion binding
Source: RefSeq, a predicted model, not a curated record
CAUCAUGGGUAUGGUACAGAAAAGAAAGAAGAUGCACUCCGGUGAUACUCACCUGCAGAGACGCUGGCGUGUACGUAAUCGUACCCGUGAUCUUGAUCUAAUCGACCAAGAUUUACAAAACCAAUCGGCAGAGCUCAUCAAUCAGCCAGUCGAUUUGGAAAAGCCCGGUUUUGCUCAAUUCUAUUGUGUCCAUUGUGCCAAGUACUUUAUCGAUGAUAAUGCCAUGCAAACACAUUUCCGUUCCAAGGUACACAAGCGACGCCUAAAGGCCUUGGAAGUGGAACCCUAUUCCAUAGAAGAGUCCGAACGUGCUGCCGGUUAUGGAUGUUAUCAGAAACCCAAGAAACGUCGUAUGGAAACACAACCAACCAAAGAAGAAGUUAAACUUGGUAAACGCAUUAAGGUUGAGACUAUUGCUGAGGAGGAAGAUGGUGGAGCUAGUACAUCGAAAAAGGCGAAAACACAAAAAAUGGAAACAUAA